Molecule: messenger RNA, 1649 nt
Organism: Chara braunii
Lineage: Eukaryota; Viridiplantae; Streptophyta; Charophyceae; Charales; Characeae
Source: the annotation of a GenBank genome assembly
GGCUGCGAUAUCAACGACAAGCUUUACGUUGACGAGAGAAGAUGACGUGCUACAACUGCGGUCUCCACGGGCAUUUCUCGCAGGAAUGUCCUCAUCCACGUCGAAAUGUGGCCACAGGUGCGAAUACGGUGCCCUUGGCUAAUACGACUCCGCUCUUGGCUCUGCCUUCGUCCACAACCAGCGCUGUGGCUCAGACACCGGCAUCAGUGACGACUGGUGGCACCUUUCAGACGCAGCCAGCAGCUCAGCACUUCGGGACGGCACCGAAGCCAAAUUGGUGGCGGCAGAACCAAAAUAUGCUUGAAGAUAUGUAUGGCUUCUAUAAGGAACUCAAGUCGAAGGCGCAAAUGGACCAAGAGAAGCUUGUCGAGGAAAGGAAGGAAAAAGAAGCGCAGGAAGAGCUCGAACGUAAGAAGAAAGAAAGGGCGGAGUUGGCUGCGGACGUGGGAGCUAAGAUUGAUCAACGCUUGGCUUUCGUCUGCGAUGCACUGUUGAAUCGAACAGGGGAGGUGGGAAGGAUAGACGGGGCGAGUACAAGCAAAGGGUCGCAGGCGGAUGAAGCGGCUAGGCUGCAAAAGGAAGUUACCGAGUUGUGGGCCAAACUCUUCUCGGAGAAGCCGAGCACGGAUGAAAGUUCUGAGUUGGAUAGGCUUAGAAAGGAGAUCGAAGAAUUGAAAAAGUUGGCGUUCAGUAAGCUUUCGAUCGAUCCUGUUGAAAGUGAAAUCAAGAGGUUGAAGGAGGAUAUCGAGAUACUGAAGAGGAGUAAGGAGACUACAAGUGAUAAGUCAGAUUUGGAGAAACAACUGGAAGAAUUGAGGGAGCAUGUGAAAAAAUUGAGAAAGGAGAAAGAAUUAUCGGAGGAGGAGGCGCAGCAAUGGAGGGGUGAGGCUCUUCGGCCAGGCAAUAAACGUGAUAGCAUAGCCAUCAGCACACCACAGAGUGAGUCACAAGGGAGGUCUAAAUCAAGGUCGGUAACCUCGCCGAAUGAUCUCGAAAAAUUACGAGAGCAAUUUCAAAGGUUAAGGGAAAUGCAGCAACUGUCAUUCGUGGAGGUGAAGCUGCUGAAGGAGAAGCGUGCCGAGGCGGAGGCUAGACGAAUGGCUGCGGAGAAAGAGGCUGGUCUGCUCAGGGAACAGGUUGACCUGCUGAAGUCACCGCAGUUAGGGGGCACAAACUUGCGGAAUCGUCUGGAGCAGGUGGCAGUCGGUAGCACGCAAGGAAAGAAGAAAGGGUUGGUAGGAAGGCCGUGUGCUUCGACCAGUAAAGCUGCAGCGGUCAACGAUCGGCACGUGUUUCUUGCCGAAGAGAAGAAGCGUCUGCGUGCUUUGAAGAAGGGUGGGUUGGUGCCCUUGUGUACAGACGAAGGGAUUCUGUACAGGACGGUCGAGCAAGCGGUUGAGGAGAUAGCGGAGCUUCGUGCAAACAGAAUGUUUGGUGAACCUCACAAGGGGUAUGGGACAAGAUCUAAGGUGGGAGACGAGCAAGAAGAGCACAAUGCUGGAAAAGGUAAGGAGCAGGUGACCGACGAGCCGGAGACGUUGGUCGAAGUGAUACCGUCGGACUCAGCUUAGGGGCGUCUCCCGAACGUGGCCGAGUUAUGGAGUUUGGCUUGGAGGUGUCAUCAAUUGCGUGCUGUUUCUAUACCUUCU